Messenger RNA from Ophidiomyces ophidiicola, 1581 nucleotides. RefSeq lists its product as uncharacterized. Gene Ontology annotation, biological process: transmembrane transport. The transcript has 2 exons. The record is from RefSeq and is a predicted model, not a curated record. Gene Ontology annotation, molecular function: transmembrane transporter activity. Lineage: Eukaryota; Fungi; Ascomycota; Eurotiomycetes; Onygenales; Onygenaceae. The coding region runs from base 1 to 1581 and encodes 526 amino acids.
AUGAACAAGAAGGCGCCCAUACCUGGUUUACACACAGACAUAGGCCAAGAAACGUUGAAUGAGGGCAAGACUGGGGGUAUUGGAAAUAUUGAACCCACACAUAAAGCGACCCCAUCUUCUGACGGAUCAGAAGGUAUCCCACAGAAGGAUAUACCUCCUGAUGGCGGCUAUGGCUGGGUGUGUGUGGCAUGUGCAGCUUUCAUUAAUGGAAACACAUGGGGUGUGAACAGUUCAUAUGGCGUUUUUCUAUCCUACUAUCUUUCUCACGAUAUAUUCCCCAAUAUGAGUCCUAUUGCGUACGCUUUUACUGGUGGUUUGAGCAUGUCUUGUGCUCUCUUGAUAUCCCCCUUGGUCACGCACUUAAUCCAUCUCUACGGAAAUCGAAUUAUUUUAAAUAUAGGGGUCUGCCUUCAAACUAUUUCCUUCAUCGGAGCAUCUUUUGCCAAAGAGCAAUGGCAUCUGUUUCUCAGCCAAGGAGUAUGCUUUGGCCUAGGAAUGGGAUGUAUCUUCAUUGGUUCCGUCGGAAUUACUCCCCAGUGGUUCUAUAAGAAACGAAGCGUGGCCAAUGCGAUUGCAGCAGCCGGCUCCGGCCUUGGAGGUUUAGCAUAUUCUCUCGGAGCUGGUGCCAUGAUCCCCCGCUUGGGCCUCGGAUGGACUUUUCGUGUUUUAGGAAUUACAACUUUUGUUAUUAAUAUUACAGCAUGCAACUUACUAAGGGAUCGGAACAAGGCGGUAGGGAGUCGUUAUCGGGCAUUCCACUUUCCUCUGCUUAAACGACCAGAGUUUAUUUUUCUCCAAUUAUGGGGAAUUUUCAGCCUCCUUGGAUACGUCGUUGUUCUUUUCAGCCUUCCAAAUUUUGCCCUGUCAAUCGGACUUUCUGCUCACCAGGGAAGCAUUGUCGGUGCCCUUCUCAAUUUAGGCCAAGGGCUGGGCCGGCCGGUUGUCGGCCUUGUCAGUGACCGUCUUGGUCGGAUAAAUAUGGCUACUGCGUUCACACUUUUCUGUGGUUUACUUUGCUUCGCUGUUUGGAUUCCGUCUUUCAACAUGGGAGUACUGAGCUUUUUUGCUAUAAUUGUCGGUACUGUUGCUGGCACAUUCUGGACUACUGUUGUCCCGGUGUGUGCAGAGGUUAUUGGCAUGCAAGAGCUGCCAGCUGGAUUAAGCAUUUCUUGGGUUCUCCUUGUUCCACCAACCACUAUUGCCGAACCGAUUGCCGUCUUACUCAAGAGUGACUCGAAACAAGAUUGGAUAUAUCUAUAUGCACAGAUUUUCGCUGGCUUGACGUAUGUUAUAGCUGGCAUUAGCUUAUGGCUUGUUCGAGGUUGGAAAGUUGGUGAAAUGGAGAUGAUGAAUAAAGUCUCUAAUCUCGCAGCCAACACGCCUCCAGUGCUACAGGCUACUGUUGGAAACGCCAAAAACACCGCUCCUCAUAGUGUUCAACUUCCAGAGAACAAAUCACAACAUCAAAACCGCAUUGGCACGGCUACACAUACUGCAUCCGCAUCUCCAACUCAGUUAGAUACCCGACUAUGGUCUCCCGCCUCUUUGUUCCCUAGAAUGCUAGUCCGGAGACAUGUUUAG